Messenger RNA from Dromaius novaehollandiae (emu), 10759 nucleotides. It is a transcript of the gene DLGAP2, whose product is annotated as DLG associated protein 2. The record is from RefSeq and is a predicted model, not a curated record. NCBI's taxonomy places the organism in Eukaryota, Metazoa, Chordata, Aves, Casuariiformes, Dromaiidae. Gene Ontology annotation, biological process: signaling. The transcript has 14 exons. Gene Ontology annotation, cellular component: glutamatergic synapse; postsynaptic specialization. The coding region runs from base 291 to 3428 and encodes 1045 amino acids. Gene Ontology annotation, molecular function: molecular adaptor activity.
CAGGCGCUGCGCCCGCGGGCGCCGCCAGGGGGAGCGCGGCUGCGCAGAGCCGGCGGGCGCCGCCGCCGCUGCCGCGCGCGCGGGGGGGGGCGCGGGGGUGUCCGCGAGCGGCGAGCGCGGCGGGCAGCCCCGGCGGCAGCGCGCGGGGAGCGCGGGCGGCGCGGCGCGGGGUAAUGCGGUGUACGCGCCGCUCCUCCGCCUCCCGCCCGGGUGCCGCGUCCUCCUGAGCCGCCCCGCGAGCCGCCCGCCCGCCCCGCGCCUCCCCGCGCCGCACCGCACUGCACGCUGAUAUGUCAGCGCUGAAAAAGGUUCUGCCUGGCAUACUGCAGAAGCAUUGCUGUAUUUUACCUGACAGGAAUACAGAGUCACAGUGUACACUCUGUGGGGAGCCUGAAGAAGAAGAGGGUGGCGAUCUGCUCAAGUCGGGCUUCAGUUUUCCAGGGACGCCAGAGGAGGAGCUAGACCAGCAGUACUCAUGGUCGCCUUCUCAGCACUUCAAUGAAGAAAGAUACUCUCCUGCUCCGAGGAAUAUGAAAGGAUUAUCUGGUAGUCGCAAUCAACCACAGUUAUGUUCAGCUCAUACUUGUGGCUUAGCAUCCCCUGAAGAUUGUGAACACACCCACGACCAUAUCCACCAUGGGCAGGAGCCGAGGCAAUCCUAUCUUCUCAGCCCCACGGAGAGUUGUCCGAUGGACCACCAUCGUUGCUCACCACGCAGCUCCAUCCAUUCUGAAUGCAUGAUGAUGCCCAUGGUAAUGGGCGAUCACAUGUCAAGUAGCACUUUCCCCAGAAUGCACUACAGCUCACAUUACGACACAAGAGACGACUGCGCCAUGUCUCACGGGAACCCCAAGAUUAACCGCAUUCCUGCAAAUCUUUUGGACCAAUUUGAGAAACAACUUCCUCUUCACCGGGAUGGGUUUCACACUUUACAGUACCAGAGAACCUCAACAGCCGCAGAACAACGCAGUGAGAGCCCAGGAAGAAUACGCCAUCUCGUUCAUUCAGUCCAGAAACUUUUUACUAAGUCUCAUUCUCUAGAAGGAUCAUCCAAGGGAAACGUUAAUGGGACAAAGGGAGACAGUCGAGGGGAUGAUCAUCAUCAUGGACACCAUUCCAAGCAUAGCAAAAGGAGUAAAAGUAAGGAGCGAAAACCAGAGAGCAAGCAUAAAUCUGGAAUGAGCAGUUGGUGGAGCUCUGAUGAUAAUUUGGACAGUGAUAGCACUUACCGAACCCCUAGUGUGGUAAAUAGGCACCAUGCAGAUCAUAUAUCCCAUUGCUACCCUGAAGCACUCCAGGGCCAUUUUGGGGAUCUCUCAUUGAAGACUUCCAAAAGUAACAAUGAUGUGAAAUGUUCAGCGUGUGAAGGGCUAGCAAUGACCCCUGAUGGUAAAUAUAUGAAAAGGAGUUCUUGGUCCACACUUACAGUAAGUCAGGCUAAAGAAGCUUAUCGCAAAUCAUCACUUAACUUAGAUAAGCCUCUGGUUCAUCAGGAAAUCAAACCUUCCUUGAGGCCAUGCCAUUACCUUCAGGUGCCUCAGGAUGAAUGGGGAGGAUACCCUGCUGGUGGGAAAGAUGAAGAAAUUCCCUGCAGAAGAAUGAGGAGUGGGAGCUAUAUUAAGGCCAUGGGAGAUGAAGAAAGUGGAGAUUCUGAUACUAGCCCCAAGACAUCACCAAAAGUAGCAGUUCGACCAGAGUCGUUAUUAAAAUCCAUUGGACAGAGACCACUGGGAGAUCAUCAAAAUCAGAGCUACCUUCCAACUGCAAGUGACGUGCCUGGGGGUCACAACCUGGAUCCCUCUGCAAACUACAAUUCCCCAAAGUUUCGCUCAAGGAAUCAGAGCUAUAUGAGAGCAGUGAGCACGCUCAGUCAGGCCAGCUGCGUUAGUCAGAUGAGUGAAGCAGAGGUUAAUGGGCAAUUUGAAUCGGUGUGUGAAUCAGUGUUUAGUGAAGUUGAAGCUCAGGCAAUGGAUGCCCUUGACCUCCCUGGAUGUUUCCGAACAAGAAGCCACAGUUACUUGCGUGCCAUUCAGGCAGGCUAUUCCCAAGAUGAUGAAUGUAUUCCUGCGAUGGCAUCUUCCAACAUCACCUCAACUAUCAGGUCAACCACAGCUGUCACUUACACAAGUUACAAAAAAACACCACCUCCAGUACCCCCUCGUACCACUUCCAAGCCACUAAUCUCAGUCACAGCACAGAGCAGCACAGAAUCCACCCAGGAUGCAUAUCACGACAGCCGGACUCAGAGGAUUUCCCCAUGGCCUCAAGAUGGGCGAGGGAUGUACAACUCCACAGACAGUUUGGACAGUAACAAGGCCAUGAAUCUUGCCUUGGAAACUGCGGCUGCACAGCGCCAUGCUUCUGAGAGCCAGAGCACCUCAAUACGAACCAGUGACAAGGCCAUUUUGGUGUCAAAAGCAGAGGAGUUUCUUAAGAGUCGACGUUCCUCUAUAGGGAUUCAGGUGGAAACAGCAACUGAUUCAGAUACUGAGAGCAGAGGUCUACGGGAGUACCACUCCGUUGGAGUGCAAGUGGAAGAUGAAAAACGACAUGGACGGUUUAAGCGCUCAAACAGUGUAACAGCAGCUGUGCAGGCUGACCUAGAACUCGAGGGCUUUCCAGGACACAUAACCAUGGAGGACAAGGGACUUCAGUUUGGCUCAUCGUUCCAGCAGCACUCCGAGCCCAGCACUCCUACCCAAUACAGCGCAGUGAGAACUGUACGGACACAGGGACUCUUCAGUUACAGAGAAGAUUAUAGGACCCCGGUUGACACCUCCAAUCUUCCACCACCAGAACCCUGGCUAGAGCCAGCCAUUGAGACAGUAGAAACUGGUCGAAUGUCGCCUUGUCGACGGGACGGAUCUUGGUUUAUGAAGUUACUACAUACUGAAACUAAGAGGAUGGAAGGAUGGUGUAAAGAAAUGGAAAGAGAGGCAGAAGAAAAUGAUCUUUCUGAAGAAAUCCUAGGUAAGAUCCGAAGUGCUGUUGGAAGUGCUCAGCUCCUCAUGUCUCAGAAAUUCCAGCAAUUUUAUUGGCUUUGUCAGCAAAAUCUGGACCCGAGUGCCAUGCCGAGACCAACUUCCCAGGACCUAGCAGGAUUCUGGGACUUAUUGCAGCUCUCAAUUGAAGAUGUCAGCAUGAAGUUCGAUGAACUGCACCAGUUGAAACUCAAUGAAUGGAAAAUAAUAGAAUCACCUGAAAGGAAGGAAGAAAGAAAGGUUCCUCCUCCUGUACCAAAGAAGCCCCCAAAAGGAAAAUUCCCUAUCACAAGAGAAAAAUCUCUGGACCUACCCGACAGACAGCGACAAGAAGCUAGAAGACGGCUAAUGGCUGCUAAGAGAGCAGCCUCUUUCCGGCAGAAUUCAGCCACAGAGCGUGCAGACAGCAUUGAGAUCUAUAUCCCAGAGGCUCAAACCCGGCUUUAAAGACAGAAUGCUGCAGAGUUUCUUUUUUAAACAAAAUGCUUGUACAGUUUGUCACUUACCUGGUAAUUUUUGUCUCAUUCUCUCCACUAAAUAUGCCCUUGCUGUUGUGUUCUUUGUGCCAUAAGCACAGUGGAAUGCUUUUGAUUUCCUCAGAAUUUGCUGAGCUCAUUGCAAGAACAACUUCUUUUGUAUUUAUUGUCUGACUUACAAUCAGCUACAAUGGAUAGGGCUUGUUGAGACCUGACUUAUCCAAUAUAUUCUCAGAGGACAACAAGAAACACCUCUUGAGAUGGAACCCAGCUUACUUUUUUGUUAUUUAUAUUUUUAUAAAAUGUGUGAUAAUUAGGGAUAAGAAUAACAAACUAUAAAUGGGUGCAUCUCACCAUUCACUAGAGGCAUUAGCUAAUCCAAGUAGAAGGUGCUACAAAUGUAAAGAGCAGGAAAGAAAGAACCCAUUUAUCUCUCUGACCUCCAGUUUCUUUUCCUUGAACCCAGCUAAAAUAUUUGCCCAUGUGCUCUGCCACUCUACUCAUCUUUGUUACUGCAAAAUAACAUUCGGCCUCUCAUGUCAUGUCAAGUUUCUGGAGAUGAACAGGGAUAUCCAGCCACUAAAACUCCAAAGGUCAUCAGAAACCAAGAAGCAUGCAAGUCUGGUGAUGUUGGGAAUGCCCGGUGAGAAACGUUUGCUGCUAGCAGUAUAAUGACAUUCUGAAACCUAAGCAAAAUUAUAAUGCAAGAGGACUUGAGUGAUGGGUGAAAGGAAAAUGGAAGCCUUAAAAAGUUAGAUCUUCUGUAGCAAGAUGUGUAAAGAAAAGUUAUACUUACUCCUUUGGAACACUCAUUGCAUUUUUAAUGGUUCUUUUAUGUGUUAACAUUUAUUUUAUAAACCUUCUCUCUUUUAUUUCAAGAGCUACAGUACAUGUAAUAUUUCAAACUCUUCAAAAUGUUAUAUCAAUUGAGUUUCCAGGGUAUCCUUGAGAAAAAAAUCUUGCUUGUUUAAAAUGCCAGUUGUGAUGUUGUAACCAGUUUAAGAAAUAUGAAUGUGAGUGGUAAGUAUAUCUAAGUUUAAAUGGUUAUGUUAAGGUAAAGGUGAACUGUGGUUUACAGUUGUAUUUUUUUUAGAACUAUUUUUCUAUGCAGUAUCAGUUAUAGCAAGAAUAAGCUUCUUGCUUGCUUCAGACAUAAAAAACAUGACUCAAGAGAUAAGUGAUUUCCAGACAUGGAAUAUAAGGAAAAUAAUGUAUUUCUAAGCCUCUCAUUAUCAGAAGAGAAAAGUGGUAAUUACCACAGUCAAGAGGCUUUAAUUUAAAAUAAAUUAAGAUAGAAUUAUUCCACUUCACCUACCUUCCAGAGGCAACUGAGCAUCCCUGCACUUAGAAGUCUUCAGGUGAAGACGCAAUAAGAUAAGUAACUCACAGACCCCAAUUCCAAGGUUCUGAAUACUCCUUUAGGUCAAAACCAUGUCAACACAGGGAGACAGACAGUCCCAACUGAUGCAUCUCCUGUUUACCUGCUUUAACAAAUGCAAUGUACUUAGCCAUAGGCAGAACAGCUAUUUAAUUAUACUCUAGCACUUUGGUUCUUCACCUGACGAGCACUUUAAAUGUGUCCCAUGCACCCUGCAGCCUGACAGAUGAGUGAAAAUGUGAAGUAUCAUAGGUUAUGCAGAUCUGACAUUGCUUUGAAUCUGAGGGGUUUUUUUUUCUUUUUCCUUCUCUUUUUUCUACAGUGUGUAGUGUUAAGCAUGAGUUCUGUCUUUGGAGCAUAGCUGACAAAGCAUGUUUAGCUUCAAGAUAUGAAUCUUUAGAGAUGAAGUUUUGAGAAGUUUCUGUGAGGAGAAAACCCUGUAAAUUGAGCCUGAUAUCUGGUAUAUAUUUUACCAAAUAGCCUUAAACUAUAUUUGGAAGCAAAAACCAAGACGAAUGUAUAUCCUUCAAAAAUGCAAAAAAAAAGAGAAAAAAAAAUCCCUGAAAUAUUCUUCUAUAAAUGAAAACAUUAUAUUUCCCAUCCCUGGUGUUUUCAAGGCAUUUCCUAUUAAGGAAAGAGCUGAAUCCUGGGUAGUGUACAAUAUUGAUGCUACUUCCUAUAUUUGUUGUACUAUUUUAAAUACAAAUGUAUUUGCAGACAUUGGCGUCUUUAGUCUUGAAAAGUGAUAUCUUAUUUAAAGUGGAGCUGCUUAUUAGAAAUAUCCACAUAAAACUAAAGCCAGUGUCUUUCCUCGAUUUUGGAAGUUUAAAAUAGACACAUAGACACAUAGACACAUAGACACAUAGACACACACACACACACACACACGCACACGCGCGCGCACACACACACACACACGCACACGCGCGCGCACACACACACACACACACACACACACACACACACACACACCCCUACAUAUUUAUUUAUUUAUUUAUUUAUUUAUUUAUGGCAGCUGAUGCGUUUUAUUUAAUUUCCCUGUAUACUUCUAGGAGAAAUCACACUUGACUCACUUGCUUGAAAACCCCCACCUGCCGUGACAGGUCAUGUGGUUAAGACAAGCUGUAUUUGAUCCUGCCAGUAUUCAGACUUUGUAAAGACAAAUUGUAAAGAGAAACAGAUUACAGCCGAUAAGCUUAGAUCCCAGUUUAUGUAACGCUGACUUGGAGCAGUCCGCAAAAAUCUUUAAUUUUAGCAUUAUAUUUUGAUAGAUUUUUGAUAUUUUACAAUUCUUUGGAUGUUCUCAGGCUAAAGUAGGCCUGCAUGAAUGACACCAACUCUUUAUUUUACAUUUCCCAUGCCAUAAUUCGAAAAUGGUCAGUAUAAGUUUUUGGAUAGCUAUGAUUCCUGCUUGUUCCACCUUUACUCCAAAAAAAGAAGAAUCAAAAGUAAACUAGAUGCCUAAUGAAAAAUCUGGUAAUAUGUUAUCUGUGCAUGUUACAUUUUGAAGUGCAAUAUAUUAUUAAAUUCUUGUACAGGUAACAUUCUAUCGUUAAAGGCAAAUAAGUCAUUUCUAUCUACAUAUUGUACAUCCGGCUAGUUUAGAAAAACAACAUUAUGUUUAUCAUACUUGUGUUACAAAUAAAUCAAAGUCAAAUCACUUUAGUUCCUGACAUAAGAAACACAGCACAUGGUAUCUUAAUAAACACAUGAACAGAUCCAUUGUAAUCUGACCCCAUAUCAUAAAAAUAAAAUUCAAUUACAAAACCAAUGCAGGAGGAACAUAAAUAAACAUAAAGAUAGAAAGUGAAAUGCUUUUUAUUUAAAGACUUCAUGCUGUACAUCUACACAGAACAGCUGGAUAUAACAAAAUAUUCUCCUAUUUAAUCGAAUACUAAUUGGACUAAAAUUUAUUUUAAAGGAUGAAAAUUCAAGAAAGCUUCUGUUCAUUUCCUCAUUGCCUGUAAAACACAAGUAUAGUAAACAGAAUUAUGAAAAUUUCAAUAAAGAAAAAAACCUGACUGGUAACAUCUUUGAUAUUUGCCAUACUUAUUUUUGCUUUGUAUAUUUUUUUUAGAUUUGAAAUUCAUUGUAAAUUGGUGAAGUAUGUUAUGAAGUGUUUUAUUAUUUCUUGUUGACCUGAUGGGAAUGGCCUUUGGCAGGGUGCAGAGACCAAUAUCGUUGUACAGUUUAAUACCAAAAAAAUUAUGUUUUGGUUCACGCUUAAACCUUGUCGCUUGUUAGAUCUGAGUGAGCUGAGUUAGGACAGAAUUAAAGUGUGCAUAGGAAGGGGUGUGGAUUUCAUAUACACAAAUCAUUUCAUACGAUGCAAAUUAUUUGUUUUAAAAUAAGCCUGUCUCCUGCUGUAUCAGUACAUUACUGCUCUAGUUUUUACUUCCUUAGCACUGCUUAUACUGGAAAGCGAGGGAAUCAUUCGGUGGUCUCGAAAGGGAAAGGAUUUACGACUAAGCGAUCCAGUGCCGCAAGCGACCCGCUGGGGCCCCGCGCGAGCGGUGCUCCUCCGCCGGCUCUUGCCCCCAGCUGGUCCUGUCCCCAUCCCGCCUGGUCCGCGGCGCCCGCCGGAGCCAUGCGUGUCAAGCCGCGGUGGCCAGCCGGCUGCUUCAGCCUCCUCAUGGGCGCCGCGGCGCUGGCGCUGGUGGCAGGGAUGCGCCGGAGCCUGACCCAUCUAGUGCCAGUCCCUGCAGGCUGAUUUGGGGCUGAAUUUGGUCCGUUAGUGCCAGCUGCCAGGUGGCGCAUGCCGAAAAGCUAUGAAACCUUGUGAAGCUGGCGCCCAAGUAUCACACUGAGAGCUUCGGUGCGAGGCGGUGGCACCCUGCACUGCUCCCAGGGCAGGUUACGGUGGAGUGGCAUCACUGGCAAACUGCGGCGCAGGCGAGGAGUAUCAGCAGUGCUGCAACACCCGGCGAGUGCUUCCCGGUGUACGGCAGGUCAACACUUACAUUCAUAUAGUGCCUUUCAUCCAGAAGGAUCUCAAAGCACUUUAUUAGCUGGCAGGCAAACCCGAGGCCAGGCUCCGGCUGGCGUGGGGAAGCGCUCACCCCGCGGCAGCCCAUGCACCGGCAACGCUUAGUGUUGCCCCUCCGGAAUUUAGACAACUAAAGAAAAGUGUCAGAUUGCGUUUCCAGAAUACACUUUGCCCCUGUGUGUCCACGAGGAUGGCAAGGGUGGCUAUGGUGAAGGAGCAUCACUGGGAGGGCAGCGCGGGGAGAGGCAGGAGAGCUCUUGCCGGGGCCGGGCAUGGAGGCUCCGGAUGCCUGGAGCCAGAGCCUUCUCCAUCGGAGACCUCGGCAAGUCUCCCCCUCACCAGGAUACCCCUUGCUUCUCCAGCAUGUGCUGCAAAAGCGGCCUCCCCGGGGCACCUACCUGCCCAGUGCCCUCUCCUCGCCCCUUCAUGGGCUGCAGGCGAGCUAAGACGGGUGGCAAAGCGGAGCGCAGCACUUGGGCUGAAGGUUCAUGCCGUGGUUUGGGCAAUUGCUCUUUACUGAGAUGCAGCGCUAACCCUAAGGGUUCUUGUAUGAAAGAGCAAGGGGAAACCUCUCUCGGUGCUGUCGAGAGGGGCAGAUUAGAGGCAGCCGUUUUGUACUGUAGAUGAUAGAAGGAAGACAUAUGCAUAUAUAUACAUAUUUUUCAGUGUAAUGGUUCCCGGACAGUUGGAUCCAGGAACCACAGCCAACCCUCAUGCGUUCGUGUAGACCGUGCCACUUUCCCGCAGCAUAGCCACAGCACCAGCGAGUUUGUCAGGUGAACUGCUGAAGGCAGUGCCAUGGCCCAGCUGCCACUAUUCGUGUUCACCUCCAGGGACAAUGUUUUGGGAACAGCUGUUUUGUGGCAUACUUGUAUGCACACAUAGACUCCAAGAAAGAAUUAAGCCCUCUGUAUACCCAAAAAUUGUUCAACUUAUCUCUGAAAUGCAGUCACCUCGAUGGUGUAAUGCUGCAGCUGUUUAACUGCAUAAUAGGCUGUUCAGGACAGCAAGUAUAAAACUGAAAUUGAAAUGGAAACUUGCCCAAAGAGAAUUUAGCCAGAAUAUUUAGGCUGAUUCAGCUCCUCUUAACGAAAUAAAAUUCUAAUGGCUGCAAGAGGCCAUGCACUCAUUAUAUCUAAAAAGCAUCUUCCAGAACCCUUCUUAUUAACCAUGUAUUGCAUUUCAUAAAUAAUGAUCGUAGGGAAAGACUGCAUGUUCACAGUUCCACCUUCCCACAUAAGCGUGUUUCUCCCAUUACUGUUCAUUGCUAAAACAGAAUUGGGCUUUUGCAGUCAGACUCCUAGGUAAUGUAGAUCAGUAUGUCUACACAGAAGUUAACUGAGCAAACAGUUUUCAUCAGCUGGCGAUUUAGGGCUCUCUUUCAUUAGGGCCAAGUAGCUAUUUUUUUAAGUUGAUUUUGUUGAGAGGAUUCUUUACUUCUUUAAUAAAAAACACCAAUAUUUUCACUAAGCAUGAAAUGAAUGGGAGGUUUAUUUGAAGACAUGGUUAUUAUCACCAAUACAGCCAGUUAGUGAGAAUUCUUCAUCUCCUUCCCUUAUUCUUCUUUCAUUCAACACAUCAGCAUUCCCAUUCUUAAAGCUGAACUGUCAUAAAAAAUUCACGUUUGUGAGAUGAAUUAUUGUAGAGCUUUGGGCUAAGUUCUGAUCUCAGUUAUAUUAAAUCAACCCCGAGAAACUUCACUGAAGUCAGAGCAAAAUGUCAGAUGUGGACCAAUAUAAUUCAGAUCAAUGUCUGACUCAGCAAGUCCCAUUGAGGUAGAAAGGACUUAUUGUGAGAAUUAGCUGGUGCAUAAUUGUUUUGUAGGGUAUAUUGCUUCCUUUCAAGUAGGUCACAGUUGAACAGAGUUUUCUUUGGUAGGUUCAUGUCUCUGACUACAGUCUUCACAAAGAAUUAUUAGCUUUACUUAUAAUUACCUGUGGAAUUCACAUGCUCAUAUCCAUGCUUUGAUUUACAUUUUGGAGGUUUAAUAGUAUGGCCAUCUCAUUUUAAAAGGGCUCGGCAUGUAUGUAUUCUUUAGUCCACUUAAUUUUCUGAAUAAACAGAUUUUCCCUUUCAAGUAGUCUGACUUAUACUGCUCUAGAACUGUUCUUUCCUGAAGAAAAGCCACUAUGACUGUGCAGGAUUUUCUGUGCAGAGACAAAACUCAUACUUUCAUUUACCAUGUGACAUGCCAAAAUAUUCAAGUGUGGCCUAAGGACUAAAUUAAAUGCCUCCUGUAGAAUUUCAAGGAAUGUUAGAACCAGGAAAUUAGCUGUGUAGUUAUCAUUAAAAGUAUAUAUAAAUAUAUAUAAAUAUAUAUAUACAUAAGAAAUCAUAUCAACAAUGAGGAUGAACUGAGUGCCAAAUAUUCACCAUCUGUACAAAGCUACACUUCACUAGAAUUAAACUAUUUUAUGUAAUUCUCUUUCUCAUGCUUUUAUGGUUCUUUUGAUAAAUUCUAUUUAGUAGCAUGCAGGAUACCUGAAUUGAAUGUACAGUAUGUUGUUUCAUUGCUACAAUAAUUUCUCGCUUCUCAGUAAUAUCUUCUUUACCAGAAUGUUAUUCGUUACUUUGAAGACAUAUUUGAGAAUUGUUUUAUUCUUGAGUUAUUCUUUUUUCAUGGUUCUCUGCUCACCUCCAGCUGAUUGUAAGGAAAUGUGCUUCACUAUUUUGCCCCAUGGCUCUUUUAUGAAGCUGCCUCUUUCAAUUGGUUUAUGUAUUGUUUAUGUUCAUCUCCUGUAAAUAACUCUGCAAUUAAAUUUUUUGAGAAAAAUAGAGUAUACUCUUUAUUACAUUUUAAAUUUUGCAUUAGUUAAAAUAUGCCCUUUCCAAUCAGACAAUUUGUAGACCACGGUAAAUUAUUACUUUAGACAUGUAACCUUUUGAGUAUCUGUAAAUGCAUUAUCAAUAAAAUAUUUUUGAUUGGGUUUUAUCUGAA